Molecule: messenger RNA, 5178 nt
Organism: Paramuricea clavata
Lineage: Eukaryota; Metazoa; Cnidaria; Anthozoa; Malacalcyonacea; Plexauridae
Source: the annotation of a GenBank genome assembly
AUGACAGACAAUUCAUCAUAUAUUCCAGGUCAUGGUAAUUCAUGCGAUAUUAUCGAAGCAAAACCGUUAAAAGGUUGGUCACGCACAAAUUAUUGGAGAGUAUAGUUCAGAUUUGUAGUUCCACUACCUCUCAGCCAUUAGGACGCAUCUGAUUGGUUAAUGCAUGAUGGGAUAAACGCAUCUGAUUGGUUAAUAAUCCCUUAAUGGCCAAAUCUGACUCCUCUCUAUCCUUCGGAAGCGGGUUCUUGCAUGUUGAUGGAAACGUAUCUGGUGGGCAUGCCUUUAAAUCUCUGUGACACAUGUUCAAUUGGUGCUUUACUUAAGUUUACUUUAUUUGUUGAAAUAAAGUUAUUUUUGUCCCAAGAAAUCAUUUUGCGUUUAACCCCCUCCCCCCCUGUACGCAAAUGUGUAUAUGCAUCAAUAUUUACUGGUUGAGUCAGUUUUCUUUGAUGUACCGCGGGAUGAAUACAGGUUAUAACCCGUGAAUAAAUAAUUGGAUUAAACUUCUCGACAAAACUCGAAAAAUCUUUAUGGAUAGUCUUUGAAAUUGACGAAAUCUUGUUCGAAUUCGAAAACCUCCUCAACUAGUAAAUAAGAAGUUGGGAUAUAAGUUAUAUAUUUCUGAAUGGAUACCCCCUAUAUAGCACAAUCAAUUUCCCUAUACGAUUCGAAUGCCUUUGUUCUUUUAAACAGGAAAGAGAUACGAUGUGCCAACUAUGCAGACGUUUUGUGUCAGGCUGAGUGGAGAAUGUUUCAUAAGAUGCAGAGGCAAUUCAGAAUGUCAAUCAUUUGGUAUUGGUGUUGUUGAUGAAUGCCUUGGACAACUACAGUGUCGCUUAUAUUCUCAAAGAACGGUGGAGAGAAGCGAUCUUGCUAAUGAUAAGAAGUAUACUUAUUAUAUCCUGGUGAGUUACAAUAAACGCAUUACAUUUUUCGAUUAAAAUUAGUCUAUAAUGGGAAUUGUCCAUUGAUUCAGACGCCGCUCUUCUGUUCGCAGCGAGUGACGUCGUCACCCGUAUAAGCAUGAGACAUCCACAAUCGCUAAAUUACAUUCUUAUCUAGACAUUAAUUACGAGUUUUCGCCACAUUCUCAUUGCAGUUAUAUUAAACGUUUGAACAUCUUUAUAGUUAUAUAUUUGAUACGCCCAGCCAUUGGGCUGCCUAUAACCAAUAAUGAUAGCUAUGUAUGAUGAUAAUAUUAACUAAUAAUGAUAAUAAAUACUGCAAGAGAUAUCCGAACAUUAUGGUCUAUGGAGAGUGAAACUAGAGUUAUACCUAUUGUUAUAUUAUAGCUUUUCUUGUUUGAGCAUUUUUCAAUGAGGUAUCAGCUCCAGGAUAGAUUUUAAUGCAGAAAUCAAUGUUGAUUGGCACAGCUACAAGAUUCUUAAAGCUAGUUUACAUGCACUAUCAAAAAUUCUCAUUUAUUAUUGUCCCAUAUAUAGUUUAAGCAGCGCAUUGUUUAUUCUAUGUCGAUUUUACUUAGGAAGCACCAACGUGCUGUGAAGAACCUUGUACCAACAAUAAAGUGUGUCGGCCUUCAACGUGCAAAUGUGUUUGUCCAGAUGGAUUUGGUUCAAAUCGUUGCAUGUGUCCCGACCGUAAGUAUUCGCGUCCAAGGUGCCCGCGUUCCAAUUACGAAUGCGUUCCGAAUAUUUGUUCAGGGCGCGCUUCGAUUGCGUUGCAAGAAAAUUUUUAGAGAGCUGUUAAGAUAUUCCGGUUCCGGUUUAUGGGUACGGGUGAUAUACACGUACCAAUAAAUAGGGUACGAUUUAAACUUAACAAAUCCAAGAUAUUCCAGGGUAUACGAAAACCCAUCGGAGAAUAGUAACUUUCGUUAUCGAGGUUUACCAUAGAUUUGGGAGAAAUUUGACGAUCGAGCAAAUGUGCAUUGAUUUAUUUAGGUAAGAUGGUGAUUGUUGAAGUAUUUUACUACUUAAACGCCCUACAAAUAGUGAACAGAAAACACCCGUUCCCGUUUGUCUUUUACGUUUAGACCAUGGUUUACCGCGGGGAAACGGGUAGAUUUAUUUAUUUAAAGGACACAAAAUUGAGAAAAUGUUCUGAUAUUUGGACAUUAAUAAAACACAUGACAAAUUUCUCGCCCAUGAACUCAAAAUGCGUUUAACUUCUAUAUUCAUCAAAAAUUUCAUGAAAUGAACGGAUAUGUAAAAUCGAGAGCCGUUUCAAAAUUGUCUACUUUUUUUUAUACAUAUACCCUGUAUAGGCAUGACUAUACUUAAAAAAAGGUAUUUGGUUUUGGGAUACUUAAUUUAAACUUACUGCCUCUCACGUUGUAGUCAUGAAUUUCAUCCAUCUUAGACAAAUAGUAUGUCAUGAUCAGAUAGGAAUUAGGUGCCCAUUGUUAUGUUUGCCAGGCUUUGGUAAAAUAUCGACGGCAUGCAUCUUUUUGUCUGAUCAGGUAUUAAAAUUGCGAGGGCUGAGAAGGCAGUAAUUAUAAAAUUCCGCAUGUAAGAACCUGGACCUAUCCAGUCAACUCUUAUCAACUCUCAUGCAACUCUUGUCCUCGUUUGACCGGGGCAUGAGAGUUGAGAAAACUCUCAUGCAAACUCUCGCUUCUCAACUCUUAUCCCUGUACCUGAUUUCAGUUAUAAAGAGCAGAUAUUACUGAUCAAAUAUGCAAGAAUUACCUAUUCACCCUGACCUGGAAAAUAGCAGGUUCUCAUACGCGUGAUUUUAUUGUAUUGUCACUGCAUGUGUGCGACAUCUAGCAGAUAGCGUAAGAUCUAGUUUCUUUCAGACAACAUGAGCAGAGUUUUCGACAAAGAUUCGCCAGUCAUGCUGCCUGGCGUGAUGAAACAGGUCGAGAGUGGAAAUCAAACAUGGGGAGUGACAGACGACCAGAAAGUGUGGGUUUUACGCAAUGAUGAUACAUGGCAAAUGUUAGGACAAGAUAAGUUCAACUAUAUCUCAGUUGGCAAAGCAGGUGUCUGGGCUUUGGAUGCACUUAAUGAUGUUUUUGUGAGAAAAGGUAAAUUGCAAGACUCUCUAGGAUUAGGGCACGAAUUACGGCAAAGAAGUGUAGCCCCCCCUCCCCCCCACAGGAUGUGAACUGGCGCUCCUAGUUAGAUCUAAAAUUGUAUCAUAAUUUUUCGCUCGUAAUUUUUAUCUACCAAAAAGCCCUUCGACUGCUAUAUUAAUAAUAAAAGUUUUCUUAUUAUAUUAAGGUACAGACACUCAGAACCCCUUUGGAACAGGUUGGACGCUCGUUUCAUCUCCAUCUCAAAAACUGGUUCAGAUCGACUCGGGCAGUUCUGGCGUGGUAUAUGGUGUCACUCGAGAAAACCAGAUCUACUGUCGGGCUGGUAUCACCCAACAGACACUGUCUGGUACCAGUUGGGUUAACGUAUCCGGCACAGCUAAGCAUGUAUCUUGUGGUGAUUACGGAUGCUGGGCAGUACGGCCUGACAACACUGUCGGCUUUCGUCAGGGAGUCACUGUACAGAAUUGUGCCGGGACAGAAUGGAAUGAUUUCUCAGGUAGAAAACGAAUGUGUUAUUAGAAAAGAACUAGAGGGCACUCAGAGAAUGCAUGUAUUCCUCCGCCAGCAAUCAUGCGUUUAGUUUAUUCGGCCUGGCCAUAGAUUACGUAUGAACAGAUGUGGAACUUCAGUAAAAAGUUGUCCGCCAUCUUCCCAGCAAGUGUCGCUCGCGUUAUAAUUCGUCAUUUGGCAAUACGUCUUGAUUUACAAAACUUUAACAACUUUAAUUGCUUUCAACAACUUUAAACAUUCAACAUUGAUUGUUUAAUAAAAAAUGUCGAUCCGAAAAGGCCGCAAUAAAGUGCAAAAGUUCGUGUGUUUCAGGACACCAUUUUUGGAUUUCAUUUUCAUGUCACACAGUCACGAAAUAUAAGUGGUUAGCAGAUUAGGGUUAAGGAUUGGGUUAGGAUCAAGUUUAUUUCGUGACAUGAAAAGAUAACCUCAUUUUGCUAGCAUGUGUCAUGGCGUGAGCAUGACGUGUACAUCGAUCUAGGGAAAUUUGAGGACCCAAAGUCCUAUGAAGUUACACAUCUGGUAUAUUCUUAAUCUGUGGCCUGGCCGAGCAUGACAAACUUUUACCAAGUUUGGCUCAUUCCGUUUUCGUCCAAAUUGAACAACAUUUAAUCGAUUUUGCCGGAACCACAGAGUAUUUUAUAAUUAAUUAAUUAAGAGGAGAAUCCUUUGUAUUUAUAGGUAAUCAUGCGAUGGCGAGUACAAUUAGGGAUUAAUAGUACGAGUGAUGUUUGGAAAUUUUGCCAAAAUUGGACGAGCCGCCAUUACUUGUUUAUUAUUAGCAUGACAAAAUUGGAUACUUCUCAAUGUUAACAUCAUAUUCUCUCGCCAAAGCCCAGUCCUGCCAGAUUUUCAACCAAAAUUUGAUGCUUUUGUCCGUAUUUUCAUUUAGUUCUUUUGUUAAAGCAAAAUUUGGUGCUUUAAUUUGUUCGUAUUUUCAUCUAGUUCCUCUAGGGCAAUUUCAUUUCACGCUUGUGUUUAAAAUACCUUUCCACCAUUUUGUUUGUUGUGGGAAAAUCAUUAAUUGUACUGCAGUACAAUUAAUGAAAUAAUUGUACUCCUCUCAACCAAUCAGCAUCCAGUAAUUUUGUCAUGCUAAUAAUAAGUCACGUAACACGCGCCCCAUCACGCCCGCGGCAACAAAAAAUUCACGCAUAAUUUAACUUUCGUAUAAAUGAUUUCUUUUAGGAAAAGCAGACGUUACACAGUUAGACUCAGGUGCAACAGGCGCUGUAUACGCUAUCUCCACGAACCACACUCUGCAGAGGCUUAAUGGAAUAUGUUGGAAGAUACCAUGGGGUACCAAAAAUUGGAAAGAAGUUCUACCACGCCCAUUUAAACAUGUUACUAUUGGGGAUACACACAUGUAUGUCGUUGCUGACAACGGAACAGUAUGGAAAUUCUCAUAUUAAGUAGUACAGGAUGGCCGCAAUGAUUACCAGAAUAACCGUGGUUACGUAUCGGUUUGACCAACAGAGACCUUACGAUGUAGGAGGGGAACGCAACGACAGCGGCCAGAAUAAAUCAUUCGAAUAAACGAUUGUAAAGAAAGUUUGUAGACCAUUAUUGAUCGUGUCAAUUUAAUACUGUUUGGUUAGUUUGAAAUAGUGGCUUUAUUGUUGAAAAAGUUCGACUGUAGUACUGAGUAUAUAUUAGAAUCUAUCGAC